AUGAAGCUUUCAGUUAAAUUCUUUGGUACUAUGGCCCAGCUAAAGCUGUACUGCAACUUCAUCCUGUACUGCGACAACAAUCCCACCACCUGCCGACUGUACACACCCGUGUACCACGACCGUGAUCACCUACCCUCCGCCUGGGUCGUCCGCGCCGCCGCCGGACGUGGUGACCACGGUUACGGCAAGUUGUCCAGCAACCACAUCCUGCGCUCCAGUUACAGUCACGCCGCCUCCGGACUGUACACGCCCAUGUACUACAACCGUCACGACUUUCCCAGGGCCACCAAGCACCUCAUCUGUACCCCGCCUGAUGUUGUUACCACUGUCACCGGGAUCUGCACCAGCACAGCACCUUGUGCUCCAGUUACCGCGACGCCGCCGCCUGACUGCACGCAUCCGUGCACAACAACGGUCACGACUUUCCCAGGACCAAGCACUUCGUCUAAUGCCCCAUCAAGCACCUCAUCUGAUACUCCACCAACUACCUCAUCUGUUACUACGCCCGUCCCUACGCCCACUCCUACGCCCAGUUCCACACCAAGUACCACGUCAAGUACGGCUACAAGUACACAGUCCGAGUGUGUCAGACCCGCGUGCCCUACUGGCGUCACACGUGCAACGUGGCCCGAUGCUUUUGGUGGCGCGGGCGACUUCAACCAGCGGUUCAACACGACUUAUUUCAAGGAAACUACUCCCAAUUCAGGCAGUCAAAAGACGGUGGGCAACUUCUCAGACAUUAGCGGCGCCCAGGGCAAUUUCCUGUCAUAUGAAUUCGCUACGUUCGUGUAUUCUUGUUCAGGAGGCGACUUCUCCUUUACCAUCGACCAUGCGGAUGAUAUCGGCCUGGCGUGGUUUGGUAACAGGGCGUGCGGUGAUUUCGAGAAGAACAACAAUCAGACGUACGCGAGCUGGCAGGGCGGAGCAGGCAACGUCACGUUCAAAACAACACUCGCGGCUGGACAGUACUUCCCUAUUCGCCUCAUCUAUGCCAACGCAGGGGGCCCGGCUUAUCUUGACUUGAGUGUGGUCGGGCCAAAUGGAACGAUAGCCGAUGAUCUGUUCUAUCCUGUAGCUUGCGAUGGAUCUAAUGCAUUCCUGCCGUUCGGGACGGAGAAGGCAGCUGGGCGUACCUGUGUCAGUACUUAG
This is a messenger RNA of Clonostachys byssicola, 1149 nucleotides long. The record is from the annotation of a GenBank genome assembly. NCBI's taxonomy places the organism in Eukaryota, Fungi, Ascomycota, Sordariomycetes, Hypocreales, Bionectriaceae.